AGCGAUUGGUUGAAUGGUCCUAACUACGCAGGCGCAUGCUAUAGUGAGUUACUGCAGCGUUUGCGGUUGUGCUUCGGACAGCGGGAGAGACGAAGUAGUUUCUAGUUUUUUUCAGCACUUUUAACCGCUGGCUGUGUUUGUACCACCGUAUUUCGCGAUAUAGUAGCGGACUUGAUCUGUAUACACAUCACUUUUAAUAAUGCCUCGGGGCGGGAAAAGAGGCCACAAGGGCAGGGGGAAGCAAUUCAGCAACCCUGAGGAGAUAGACCGACAGAUGAAGGCGCAGAAAGAGUUGGACGAAAAUCCUGGUGCAGAGAAGGUGGACUCUGCAGAUUCUGAGGAUGAGAGCAGCAGUGACGACGAUACUGAGAGGAAGAGAAGUGGGGUGGAGGGCCUUAUAGAGAUUGAGAAUCCCAACCGUGUGUCUCAGAAGAGCAAGAAGGUGACUGAAUUAGACGUCAGUGCUCCCAGAGAGCUGUCUCGCCGGGAGAGAGAGGAGAUUGAGAAGCAGAAAUCUAAGGAACGCUACAUGAAGCUCCAUCUUGAGGGGAAGACUGAGCAGGCCAGGGCCGACCUGGCCAGGCUGGCCAUCAUCAAGAAACAGAGGGAGGAUGCUGCCAAGAAGAGAGAUGAACUCAGGAAAGAUGCUGAAGAUUCCAAAGCAAAGCGCUAAUCCUCCAUCUGAAAGCUGUAACAUGCACUUCAGUCUCGGAGGGACGGAGAGAGAGAGAGAAGGAGAUCUGGAGGUGGAGAACAGGGAGGGGGACCAAAACCAACGGCAUCGGAUCAGGAGUGCUCCUGAACUCCUGUCCCUCAUUUCAAAUCAGAGGGGCGCGGGUCUUCCUUAACAGAUGGUCAGGACGGGGGAAACGGGUGUUUCAAAGUGAGAUAAAAAGGAAUGCACCAUUUGGGAUGCCUCUAGUCUUCUUCCCCAAGAGGAGACAAUCGCAGGUUUACCAAGUGCUUCACUGCCUCUUUACUCUUCCCCACCCACCAGGGUUUUAAUUCUGAAGCUGCUGAAGUUAGUUCCAUUCUGUUUGAUUUACAUAUUUUUACAAGGUUACCUUAUACAAGUUUACUUAAUGACUGAACAGGAAUUACAGUGAGCGUGCAUGGGGCUUUUCCUUCCAUCUCGCCUGUUUUUGUAAGAAGGCAAAUCCGUGACGGAUGGAGAAAAAGAACACUUCAGAGGAUAAACUGAUAUAUAGGAAUUAUACAAUGUAAUUAAUAGUAUUUGUGGAUAUGUUGCAAAAGACAUUUGUAUAAUUUUCUAAAGAUAUGAGUUUUUCUUCCCCCCCCCCUCCUCCAUCAUCCAAACAUGACUAUUCUGCUUUCUCGGCCAGCUUCUUUUUGUUCCGGUGUUGUUUUUGCCAUGUUUUGAUCUACUUGUUUUUCAGUAGGAAAUUCACCGUUGGAAAAAUUAGCUGCCCCCAACAUGUCUAGAAAGUAGAACAUCUUUAGUUUAUUUUCCCCUAAAUUGACACUUUGCUCACUUGAAUCACCUUAUUGCUGUCAGUUCAAAAGUGUUUCAGAAUGUGUUUUGUAAUCCUUUGCUCAAAGCACCUGGAAUAUUACUUGAGUUGCCUAGAAUAAGCAUUUUUAAGUUGUUGGACAUCAGUGCUGGAAAGCAUUGUCUCAAACUGCCUCAGUAACUGUGGCCUUGCCCUGUUUCUGAUGGGGUCCUCUGUGGUUCUAUAGGACGGAUUGUGUCUUUUGUUGCCUUUACAAAGUUUACACAAGACCAGUUCACUGUCUUUCUCCUGUAAUAAAAGUCCUACAAAGAACC
This is a messenger RNA of Etheostoma cragini (Arkansas darter), 1786 nucleotides long. RefSeq names its product pdgfa associated protein 1a (gene pdap1a). Bases 200 to 673 code for a protein of 157 amino acids. The record is from RefSeq and is a predicted model, not a curated record. Gene Ontology annotation, cellular component: cytosol. NCBI's taxonomy places the organism in Eukaryota, Metazoa, Chordata, Actinopteri, Perciformes, Percidae. Gene Ontology annotation, molecular function: RNA binding. The transcript has 6 exons.